CCUGCCCCUUUGCAGUUAUAUUAACAGUGGCCCCUCAUUUUUCUGUGAGCCCCACUUUGCUGCUGCUGAGUUCGCUAGCGGGUCACCUGGAAACACGUGGCGACACGGGCCACAUGACGUCAUCCCAGCAGGCUUGCGUCAUCGCCCCGGGUGCCUGGUGACAUCACCAGCCCGCUCGCGUCACGCGCACGUUCUGCUUCUCGUGGUCCUGCCCGGCCCACGCCAUCACCGGCCCUGCUCUGCGGGGUCACCCGUGCUCCCCUUCGCCGUCCGCUCACUCUGCCCUCCAGCCGGCCGACCCGGCCGCCGACCUUCCCCCGGCUCUGUCGCUCCCAAGGCUUUCUCCAGCCCUCCGUGCUCCAGGCCGCACACCUGAGGGUGGGACGCCCGGAGGCCGAGCCAGUGUCGGAUCAAACUCGGAGACCGAGCAGAGCCCAAACCGGGACGGGAGGCGGGGCGGGCGGAGGAAGCCAAGAGGCUCGAGACCGAGGCUCGCCCACCCCUCGGCGCCGCCAGACCCUGCGCCACUGGGGAAAUUUCCUUCCCGACUUCCCGCGCGGCCAGCCCCAGCUCCGUCCAGCCCCGGCUCCCGGACCCCUGGGCUGGAGAGUGAGCCCCGAGACUCCGCCCAGCCCCGGGGGGUCCCGGUCCCCGUUCGCCCCCAGCGGCCCCUCCCGGCGCGCUGCUCGGCCCUGACUGCAUUGAGGGGCGCGGGAUCACCCAGCCCUGGCCCCAGAGGUGUCGGAGGGGGGCGCCGGGCGGGGGGCCCCGCAUGCCUUUGUCGCCCGCGGAGGCCGCGCCCGGAGCCGAGGCGUGACUGACAGCGGGCGGGGGAGGAGCGCGGCCGCCGAUUGGCUGGAGCGAGUGUGGGAAAGAAUGCGGAGCCGGGUUCACACACCCCGCGGCGGCGAGGCCUUAAAUAGGGGAACGGCCUGAGGCGCGCGCGGGCCUGGAGCCGGGACCCGCCGGAGGGGCUCGGAUCCCCGCGCGCUCGCCGCUUGCCCGCCAGCCCGCCGUGGUCCCCGGCGGCGUGCUCCACCCGGCACGGGGGGGCGCGGGGCGCACCAUGGCCGCAGACACGCCGGGGAAACCGAGCGCCUCGCCGAUGGCAGGAGCGCCAGCCAGCGCCAGCCGGACCCCAGACAAGCCCAGGAGCGCUGCUGAGCACCGCAAGUCCUCCAAGCCGGUCAUGGAGAAGCGGCGCCGAGCGCGCAUUAACGAGAGCCUCGCUCAGCUCAAAACCCUCAUCCUGGACGCCCUCAGAAAAGAGAGCUCCCGCCACUCGAAGCUGGAGAAGGCGGACAUCCUGGAGAUGACCGUGAGACACCUGCGGAGCCUGCGUCGCGUGCAGGUGACGGCCGCGCUCAGCGCCGACCCCGCCGUCCUGGGCAAGUACCGCGCCGGCUUCCACGAGUGUCUGGCGGAGGUGAACCGCUUUCUGGCCGGCUGCGAGGGCGUCCCGGCAGACGUGCGCUCCCGCCUGCUGGGCCACCUGGCAGCCUGCCUGCGCCAGCUGGAACCCUCCCGCCGCCCGGCCUCGCUGUCCCCGGCUGCCCCCGCAGAGGCCCCAGCGCCCGAGGUUUACGCUGGCCGCCCGCUGCUGCCAUCGCUUGGCGGCCACUUGCCUCUGCUCGCGCCGCCGCUGCUGCCGGGUCUGACCGGGGGGCUGCCCGCCGCCCCCAGGGCGGGGCCGCAGGGCCCGGGGGUGCCCUGGAGGCCAUGGCUGCGCUGAGGCUGUGGCCCUGGGACUGCAUCGGAGGCGGCGCCCCGUUCUAGGGCCGCGGCCUUUGCCAAGACUGCAGCAGAGAAUACGUAUUUAUUAUUCCAGA
This is a messenger RNA of Nomascus leucogenys (northern white-cheeked gibbon), 1829 nucleotides long. RefSeq names its product hes family bHLH transcription factor 4 (gene HES4). Gene Ontology annotation, cellular component: nucleus. The record is from RefSeq and is a predicted model, not a curated record. Lineage: Eukaryota; Metazoa; Chordata; Mammalia; Primates; Hylobatidae. Gene Ontology annotation, molecular function: protein dimerization activity; RNA polymerase II cis-regulatory region sequence-specific DNA binding; DNA-binding transcription factor activity, RNA polymerase II-specific. Gene Ontology annotation, biological process: regulation of transcription by RNA polymerase II; anterior/posterior pattern specification.